GUGCUGAUUGGGCUGGCGAGCCCCGGGCACAGCGGAUGGUGCGGGCUCGGCAGAGGAGACGCGCCAGGGCCACUCGCAGGGGAGCAGACCCCGGGGCGAAGGGGUGAGGAGCAGCUCCCCACCCCGGGGCAGAGGGGCCCGGAGGAGCAGGGCCCCGGUCGGAGGGCCCAGCACGGCACUCAGCAUGACAGAAGAGGCCCCCGCCGCUGCCACCAUGCCGGCGUGCAACGGGAGCGUCCCCCUGGAGGACGGCCCGCUCCAGGUCAUCGAUGGCAUCGAAGAAAUUGCAAAAUCUGUUGGGACAGUCCCGUAUGCAAAUGCAGAAACGAGCCCUGAUACCUCACCUGCAAAGGAAAAUCUGGAGGAAAAUAGGAAUUCAUUGGCAGAGGACAUCACUGCUGAGAAUUCUGCUGGAGAGAAGCAAUGCCAAGAAAAGCGAGAGGAGAACGUUGGGACACUACAGCAGGGACCAGCGGAUAUCCAGGACACAGGGACCAAUGGCCAGGGAUCAGGGGAAGGGCCCCGUGGCACAGCGGGCACGGCCACGGCGGCCGCUCCGGGCAGCGAGGAACCGGAGACCCGGGCGGGCAGCGCCGGCCCCGGAGGGAACGCGGCCGAGGAGGCGGAGGAGGAGGCGGAGGAGGAGGAGGAGGACACGGAAGAGGAUGAAGUUCAGGUGAUUGAAAUCAAGAAGGAGAACAGCGAGGCGUCCCGCCUGCAGCAGCGAGACAGCGCCAAGCAACCAUCGCCCCCCGCCAGCCCCGGCUGCAACUCCGCGCUGGAGAAAGCGGGGCAGCAGCCCAGCCUGGGGAAAAAGAACGACAUCUCCAGACACAGCUAUUCCAGAUACAACACAAUCUCCUACCGGAGGAUCCGUAAAGGAAACACCAAGCAGCGGAUCGACGAGUUUGAGUCCAUGAUGCACCUAUGAACUGAGGGGGGAGUGCUUAACGCACCAAGCCUUUGCUCUGGGCUUGGUUUCAUUUUGCUCCCCCAGAACGUGUCUCUUCAUACAACACAAGGUCACUGCUUUUCUCCUUUUUGUAUAUGAUUUAUAAUACACUGUGAAAAUUUAACAUCUUGGCUUUGACAGGGGCAGAGGCAUCCAUAGCGCAGGAAAAUAAAUAAUCAGUUUGCUAAAUACACACCCGUUGGAUUUUCAGGUUGUCGUCUUGUUUUCUCUCUACCUUUAUAACCGUGUUAACACCAAAGAAGGCUGGAGCCGGCCGGGGCUGCUCUGGGUGCCCAUGUGGAGCUGGCAGUGUGGCAGCCAGGACUCUGCCAGGGCAGGGGGCACACAAGGCACGGCGGCUGGCCUCACCCUUGCUCUGUUUAGUAGUCUGUCUGUCUGUCCCGGUGCUCUGUUUUGCAGUCUGUCUGUCCCAGUGCUCUGUUUUGCACUCUGUCUGUCCCGGUGCUCUGUUUUGCAGUCUGUCUGUCCCGGUGCUCUGUUUUGCACUCUCUCUGUCCUGGUGCUCUGUUUUGCACUCUGUCUGUCUGUCCCAGCGCUCUGUUUUGCAGUCUGUCUGUCCUGGUGUCUGUCUGUCCUGGUGCUCUGUCCCGGUGCUCUGUUUUGCAGUCUGUCUGUCCCAGUGUCUGUCUGUCCUGGUGCUCUGUCCCGGUGCUCUGUUUUGCAGUUUGUCUGUCUCUCCCGGUGCUCUGUUUCGUACUCUGUCUGUCUGUCCCGGUGCUCUGUCCUGGUGCUCUGUUUCGCAGUCUGUCUGUCUGUCCCGGUGCCCUGUUUCGCAGUCUGUCUGUCUGCCCCGGUGUCUGUCUGUCCCGGUGCCCUGUUUCGCACUCUGUCUGUCUGUCCCGGUGCUCUGUUUUGCAGUCUGUCUGUCCUGGUGUCUGUCUGUCCCGGUG
Prinia subflava (tawny-flanked prinia) is the source of this 1863-nucleotide messenger RNA. RefSeq names its product ermin (gene ERMN). The coding region runs from base 185 to 931 and encodes 248 amino acids. Gene Ontology annotation, biological process: morphogenesis of a branching structure; regulation of cell shape; regulation of cell projection organization. The transcript is spliced from 3 exons. Gene Ontology annotation, molecular function: actin filament binding. Gene Ontology annotation, cellular component: cell cortex; internode region of axon; paranode region of axon. NCBI's taxonomy places the organism in Eukaryota, Metazoa, Chordata, Aves, Passeriformes, Cisticolidae. The record is from RefSeq and is a predicted model, not a curated record.